GCUAUAUGGCAUGUGAUUCGUGCAUAAAGCAAAAGUGACAAGUAGUGACGCGUAUCAGCUAAGAAAAACAAUAAUGGAGGCGUGUAAUGCGGUUGAACGUGAAGUUGACAAAGUUUUAUUAAAAUUUGGUGCGAUAAACGAACAUGCAGAGACAGUGUUGCGAGAUUUAAUAAAUCAUAUUGAGUCUCUGAAGAAAGAAUUUGAAGAAGCGCCACCCGAUCAUGAGUUAACGCCAGGUCAAGCUCAAGUGUUGAAGGAUACCAUGAAAAAGGUUCGAGAAACCGCGCAUCAUUUGGCUACCGAACAUCGCGAAUUGCAUAGUACAGUGUCGAAAGUGGGAAAAGCGAUCGAUCGUAAUUUUAACGCUGAUUUUGGAAGUACCAGUAGAGAGGAUGUAUUUUCUGGUGCAGAAAAAUCGCAUAUAUUGAAUCAAGUAAUAUGUCAGCAUUUCUAUCGUCACGGGAUGCUAGACAUCGCGGCCGAAUUAGCGGCAGAGGCUGGGAUGAAAACAGAGGAGGGAACAAAAGAACCGUUCACAGAACUGAAUUACAUACUUGAUUGUUUGAAACAAAGAAAUCUUGAACCAGCGCUCGCAUGGGCUAAAAACCAUAGGGAAGCUCUUUUAGCACAGAAUUCCUCCCUUGAAUUUAAACUGCAUAGAUUACAUUUCAUAAGGCUAGUCCAACAAGGACCUAGUAAGCAAACAGAAGCGAUAAUGUACGCCCGGCAGAAUCUUACGCAAUACGUCGGACGCCAUGGGAAAGAGGUGCAAGCUUUAAUGGGUACGCUACUUUACUUGCCAAACGGAAUACAGUCUUCUCCUUACAGUCAUUUAUUAGAUCCGACUUUAUGGCUCGAUAUUCACGACGUAUUCACGCGAGAGGCGUGUACGUUAUUGGGCUUAAGCGUCGACAGUCCUCUUUCAGUGUGCAUUAACGCGGGGUGUACUGCGUUGCCUACCCUUUUGAAUAUUAAACAAGUGAUGCAACAGAGGCAAGUAACUGGUGUUUGGAACGGAAAAGACGAACUACCGAUUGAAAUAGACUUGGGUAAACAAAGUCGUUAUCACUCUGUGUUCGCGUGUCCGAUCCUAAGGCAGCAAAGUACAGAAAAUAAUCCACCGAUGAAACUGGUUUGCGGUCACGUAAUUUCGAGAGACGCGUUGAAUAAACUCACCAACGCGAACAAAUUGAAAUGCCCGUACUGUCCAGUGGAACAGAAUCCGGAAGAUGCUAGGCUGAUAUAUUUCUAGAAUACUGUGAUACAGUUAUGAAAAGGAUACGUUCGAUUUCUUUGCGAUGUCACACCUAAACCGAUUCAUUACAUGUAUACAGAUUUUUGACGAUACAUCGUAUUCCGUGAAAUUUCGUGGUAUAUAUACGUAACCGUUUAAUUUGCUCGUUAGACUGAUUUCGGGCCAUGCGAUUGGUACG
This is a messenger RNA of Dufourea novaeangliae, 1433 nucleotides long. RefSeq names its product protein RMD5 homolog A (gene Sou). NCBI's taxonomy places the organism in Eukaryota, Metazoa, Arthropoda, Insecta, Hymenoptera, Halictidae. The transcript has 7 exons. Gene Ontology annotation, cellular component: GID complex; cytoplasm; nucleus. The record is from RefSeq and is a predicted model, not a curated record. Gene Ontology annotation, molecular function: protein binding; ubiquitin protein ligase activity. Gene Ontology annotation, biological process: proteasome-mediated ubiquitin-dependent protein catabolic process. Bases 74 to 1252 code for a protein of 392 amino acids.